CGUUCGUACACAUGUCUUACUGUAGAUUGCAAAUGAUGAUCUGAACCCCCCUUUGACUCUUACACUCUGUAUUGAUUUGAUUGAUUCUCACUAUGGCUGACAGGGCCACAUCCAUAACAGAUCUGCCGCUUGACAUUCUUGUUCUCGUAUUCCCGUACCUGGACGCGAAGAGCUUCCUGUCACUCUGCAGCACAUGCAAGGCUUUCCAGCAACCCUCCAUUCGACUUGAUCCCGCGUACUGGAGCUUCGCCACACGCAGUGUCUUCCGUGUACCGAACCAGCCAGUUGUUCAGCAUGACGGCGUGCGAUGGCAGAAGCUAUAUCGACGCAUGCUAACUCAGAGCCACGUCUUUACAUGGGGCAGCAACGUUCAUAGCCGUCUGGGCCAUGGCUAUAGCGAGGUAAUGCCUCGAGGUCCUAUGCUUCUGCCCCGACGACCUGGGCCAAUGAGGGGGAGAGGCAGGAUCAGUUGCGCGUUUCCAACUGAGAUGGAGGAUACUCGACAGCUGGGCAUCAUAGCGGACAUGCAGUGCGGCGGUUGGUCAACAACACUCCUCACCGCGAACGGUACCCUUCACACCGCCGGCGUACUCGACGGUCAAGUCACUCUGGCUUCUCAUGAUCGAAUAGCUCCUCUUAAGUUCCCUGCAGGGUUCCCCUCUUCAGCCUCUGGGUCUCAGUACCACGAGCCUUCGACUGCGAUCCGCCAAUUCUCUGCGGGCAGAUCACACAUACUUGGGCUUUCAGAUAAUGGAAAGAUUUGGUCAUGGUACCACGCAAAGAAGGCCGCACUGCAAGUCAAAUUCGCUCAUGUCGACUUGCGCGAACAAGCUAGUGAAAGUUCAGCGGUCAAGCAGCCUUCAGCAUUUGGACACGUACAGCAGGUUAUCGCAGGUUGGAGUCGUAGCUCUGCUUAUGUCCAAGGUGUAGGCAUUGUGGUCUGGGACGUUGUGGAACGAGGACCUAACGAUGGCGAUACCGACACCAUGCUUGUACUUGAGAAUGCCGAAGUACCUAAGACAAGCUACCGACGUCCGAAGGGAAAAGAGCGAGAGAGUGAGGACCAGAGGGCUCUUGGUCAAGAAGUUGGGGAGGUGCUCAACUACAUCAUCCUGGAGCACUUUGCUGUCUUUGCUACUGACACCGGCAAAGUGUUCUGUGGACUCUUCGGCGAUAAGAAUAUAGUCGACGACGUUCUCGAGCUGAGCGAUCUGCGAAGCGCAAAAGGGUCGUCUGUCGACGUUCAAGGCUCUUUCCGUCGCUUUGCAGUCUUCAAGAACGGGGAAGUCAUCACUGCCGACCAAGAGUAUCUGCAUCGAUGCUGGGACGCUCGAGGCACAAGCUCCACAUUUGGAGGCCUUCAAAGGAUCCCGGCGUUGCAAAACAACGAUGUCAUCUCCGUAGCCUUUGGAGAUUACCACUACCUCGCGCUUCACUCAAACGGCAAGAUUACUUCGUACGGGACCGAACUACAGGCAUGUGGCGCCCUCGGCCUCGGAGAAGAAGGACCACAAGGACAGGCGCGAGGCGUGACGUACGACCGCUUCAACCGCAAUGGGCGUAUAUUACCACACGCGUACACGUACGGCCGACAAGUAUGGUUCGACCCGAGAAAGAAGGCCUGGAUCGAACAAGUCAUCCACAGCUCGCCCAACGAGGAUACAGAGGCACGGCAGCGUGAGCAGCUGUUCAGCGAAGACCCAGUCGUGCAGGGAGAAGUCAGCGAAUGGAUCGAGCAGGAAGCGCGCGAAUGGGACAAGGAUGCGGGUGAGGACGGUCUCGGUGCGUACUUUUCCCUCAGGGUAAGCGCGGCGGGUUGGCACUCUGGUGCUCUGGUGCUGGUCAACGAGGAUCUGGCGAAGAAGGAGCCAUCGUAUUCAUACGAGGGCAAGAUAUUUCCACGGCUGCGGCUGAGCAACGGCACUGAGAUGCCUGGAUCUGGAGAGUUGGAUGCGUGGAGACAAGGACAGCCGCAGUGGCAGCUCGAUGCUGUGGCAUGAGGAGAAUGUGGUCUUCAGCUCCAGAUGUAAAAAUAAGCAUAGUCGAGUGGUUUGUACUCGAUCAGAAUAACACGAUAUCGAUCUCGAGCCCUGCUCAAACAGCUCACCCCAC
Molecule: messenger RNA, 2112 nt
Organism: Didymella exigua CBS 183.55
Lineage: Eukaryota; Fungi; Ascomycota; Dothideomycetes; Pleosporales; Didymellaceae
Exons: 2
Coding region: 93-2000 (635 amino acids)
Cellular component (GO): cytoplasm
Molecular function (GO): protein binding; guanyl-nucleotide exchange factor activity
Source: RefSeq, a predicted model, not a curated record